Molecule: messenger RNA, 2169 nt
Organism: Exophiala xenobiotica
Lineage: Eukaryota; Fungi; Ascomycota; Eurotiomycetes; Chaetothyriales; Herpotrichiellaceae
Exons: 1
Coding region: 206-1543 (445 amino acids)
Biological process (GO): molybdate ion transport
Molecular function (GO): molybdate ion transmembrane transporter activity
Source: RefSeq, a predicted model, not a curated record
CUGCAUUUGAAAAGCGUUCGGCUCGACAUCCGUCUUAGGUUCCUUGCUAACGGUCAUAUUAAUUUAUCUACGGACUACUCCGACUAAUCCGACAAACCUCACGCGAUAGACCAAAAACUGAUCUUGCGAGCUUGGUAACACAUAUUAUCAGAGACAACCACCCUUAGACAAAGCACGCAUCUAUCAGGACAUCGACAAAGAUAUCAUGGGCCGCUCAACGCUGCGGCAACUUGCCUCUCAUAACCUCUCCAUCUUUCGUCAUCAACCAUUGACCGAGAUAUCAGGCGCUUUUGGCGACUUGGGCACGUUUCUACCCAUAGUCAUCGCACUUACCGAAGGACAUCAGAUCUCCUUAACGACGACUCUUGUCUUCACUGGCGUCUAUAACAUCCUCACGGGCGCGUUCUUCGGGAUUCCUCUGCCGGUUCAGCCGAUGAAAGCUAUUGCAGCAGUCUCGAUUCUCAAGGGCCUUACUGCAGGGCAAACGGCAGCAGCAGGCAUAUUUGUUUCGUCCUGCAUCCUGGUCUUCAGCAUUACCGGGCUACUCUCUUGGUUCACUCGAGUCAUCCCUAUUCCGGUGGUGAAGGGCAUCCAGGUCGGAGCAGGUCUCAGUUUAAUCAUAGCCGCUGGAUCUAAAGCGCUUUCAUCCCUGUCCUGGACAACACCCUCAUGGGCUGAUAAUUAUCUCUGGAUGAUCCUGGGCUUCGUCUUCCUCUUUGUCUUCAAUCUACGGCCCCGGACUCCCUACGCACUGAUUCUCUUUCUUAUUGGGAUAGUCUUCGCGGUCAUUCGCACCACUGGAGACCAGCACCAGCAUCUUCCGGCCUUCCGUCUGUGGCGUCCAUAUACUCAGAUUCCUUCUUCUAGUGAAUGGAAAACGGGUAUUCUCGAUGCUGGCAUUGGGCAACUGCCGCUGACGACACUGAACUCGGUCGUCGCUGUUACUCAUCUGGCAGCUGAUCUGCUCCCAGAGAUCCAGACUCCCUCUGUGACCUCCAUCGGUUUCAGUGUCGCCAUCAUGAAUCUACUUGGAUGCUGGUUCGGCGCUAUGCCUGUCUGCCACGGCUCUGGAGGCCUUGCAGCACAAUACCGCUUCGGGGCCAGGUCCGGGGCAAGCAUAAUAUUUCUAGGACUCCUAAAAUUGAUGGUUGGAAUCAUGUUCGGUGAAAGCCUUACAGAUCUGCUUCACAGAUUUCCUCUGGCUUUGCUAUCAAUCAUGAUAAUCGCGGCUGGCCUAGAACUCGCGAGUGUUGGCGAAAGCCUCAACACACCACGCGCCAGGGAUCUAAGCAAAGAAGGCACCGACGCACCACACGCUGUAGGCAUCACAGAUGAAGAGAGGAAGCAAAGAUGGACUGUGAUGCUAGUAACAGCAGGACUGCUCGUCGCAUUCAAGAACGACGCAAUAGGCUUCCUAGCAGGAAUGUGCUGCCAUUGGAGUUACCGAUUACCACGCGGUCUGGCUACACGGCACCCCGGCCCAUCCAGGCCUGGAAGCAGAUCUGAAGACUCCGAUGAGCACCAGUCUUUACUACCACGAUAAGAUCAUGACACACCGCGUCUACCACGGUAUCGUCCCAUUCGAGUCCGAAUUCGUUCCCGUCACCCCACCUGCACCCUCAGCCACCAGUUGGGCCACCCUCAAGGCACCGUGCUUAGGAUGCGUCUCUUCACUCAGCUGGAUGCCCGUCGACUCCGUCGCUCGCUGACCCGGGCAUACAGCAUUGACCUUCAUACUCGGGUACAGCUUGGCGUAAUACACCAUGAGCGCAUUGACGGCGGACUUGCUUGAAUUAUACCACGGUAUGGGGACGGGCUUGCCUCCUUCCAGCGUUUUCUGGAUACUCCCCAGACUUGAAGUGAGGAACAUGAUCUUGGGGCGUUCGGACUUUUCCAGCAAGGGAAUGAGCCUGUCGGUCAAUACGCCUGUCGAUAUCACGUUGAUGUUGAACGUCAGGUAGUACUUCUCGCGAAGUGUAGCGUCAGCAGGGAGUUGCCUACCAGCUGUGCCGGCAUUGUUGAUCAGGAUGUCCAGGCGGCCGAAGUGCUGUAGAAUGGCUAGAUAGCAGUGCUCGAUAGAUUGGUCAUCUGUGAUGUCGAGUUGAAUGGGAUUGACAUUCCUGGGCGCUCCCAUGCUCGCGGCUGCUUCUUCCCCGCUGCGAGUGUCUC